Poecilia latipinna (sailfin molly) is the source of this 3578-nucleotide messenger RNA. It is a transcript of the gene gys2, whose product is annotated as glycogen synthase 2. Gene Ontology annotation, cellular component: cytoplasm. The transcript has 16 exons. NCBI's taxonomy places the organism in Eukaryota, Metazoa, Chordata, Actinopteri, Cyprinodontiformes, Poeciliidae. The record is from RefSeq and is a predicted model, not a curated record. Gene Ontology annotation, biological process: glycogen biosynthetic process. Gene Ontology annotation, molecular function: alpha-1,4-glucan glucosyltransferase (UDP-glucose donor) activity. Bases 241 to 2355 code for a protein of 704 amino acids.
GUGAGUGUUGGAGGUAAACGUCCCUCCUGCUGGCAUCAGGUCAUGCUCAGUAGGCGGGGUGGAAGCUCUUUACCCUCCUGACUCUCUGCUGCUUCGUCCAUUCUGCCUCAUGUCAGUUCUGUUCCUACUGAGUUCAGGACCUACAAGUGCAUACCCUACAGUUCUAAAAGAUUUUCUCUGAAAACUACAGAGGAGUGGCUAUUUUCCAUUUGUUUCUACUGCACUUCAAGAAAUAACAAUAUGCCAUUGUCACGUUCCCUGUCCAUUACAUCCCUGAGUGGGCUGUUUCCAGCCUGGGAGGACGAUGAGCUGCCUGUGGAAGACCUGAUGCUUUUUGAAGUGGCAUGGGAGGUCACCAACAAAGUUGGAGGAAUUUACACUGUCAUCCAGUCUAAAGCUAAGGUCACAGUGGAUGAAUGGGGAGAGAACUAUUACAUGAUGGGACCGUACUUUGAACACAACUUCAAGACACAAGUGGAAGGCUGUGUACCACCCAACCCAGUGAUCCAGAAGGCAAUGGAUGCUCUUAUCAACAAUGGUUGCCAGGUUCAUUUUGGUCGCUGGCUGAUUGAGGGCAGCCCUUAUGUUAUCCUGUUUGACAUCGGCUCAGCAGCCUGGAACCUGGACCGAUGGAAGGGGGACCUGUGGGAGACCUGCCACAUCGGUCUGCCGUAUCACGAUCGGGAGGCUAAUGACUCUCUCAUUCUGGGCUCCUUGAUUGCCUGGUUCUUUAAAGAGCUAACAGAUCACCUUGGAGACAAACCCAAUGUCAUCAGUCACUUCCAUGAAUGGCAGGCAGGGCCUGGGCUUAUUCUCUCUCGCUCCCGAAACAUUCCUAUGGCAACGGUUUUUACUACCCAUGCCACACUGCUCGGAAGAUAUCUUUGUGCUGGGAAUGUUGACUUUUACAACAACUUGGAUAAGUUCAAUAUUGACAAGGAGGCAGGAGAGAGACAGAUCUACCAUCGGUACUGCAUGGAGCGAGCAGCGGUGCACUGCGCUCACGUCUUCACCACAGUGUCCCAGAUCACAGCAGUGGAGGCCAAACACAUGCUGCACAGGAAGCCAGAUGUGGUGACCCCAAAUGGGCUGAAUGUGAAAAAAUUCUCAGCCAUGCAUGAGUUUCAGAACUUGCACUCCACUAACAAGACCCGCAUCCAGGAGUUUGUCAGAGGACACUUUUAUGGGCAUCUUGACUUCAACUUGGACAGAACCCUGUUCUUUUUCAUUGCUGGGAGAUAUGAAUUCUCCAACAAGGGAGCUGACAUUUUUCUUGAAUCGCUAUCUAGACUCAACUACUUGCUGCGGGUCCACAGAAAUGACCUGACUGUGGUGGUUUUCUUCAUAAUGCCAGCCAAAACCAACAACUUCAAUGUGGAGUCUCUGAAGGGUCAGGCCGUGCGCAAACAGCUCUGGGACACGGCUCACACUGUGAAGGAGAAAUUUGGUAAAAAGCUUUAUGAAUCUUUGUUGACAGGAAACAUCCCAGACAUGAACACCAUUCUGGACAGAGAUGACUUGACGAUUAUGAAGAGAGCUAUUUAUGCUACACAGAGACACAGUCUUCCUCCAGUGACCACUCACAAUAUGCUGGACGACUCUGAAGAUCCAAUACUGUUCAACGUCAGACGCAUUGGUCUCUUCAAUUCCAGAAACGACCGCGUCAAGAUCAUCUUCCACCCUGAGUUCUUGUCCUCCACCAGUCCUCUGCUGCCCAUGGAUUAUGAGGACUUUGUCCGAGGCUGUAACCUUGGAGUUUUCCCUUCCUACUAUGAGCCGUGGGGAUACACACCAGGUGAGUGUACUGUGAUGGGCAUACCAAGUGUCACCACCAAUCUGUCAGGGUUUGGCUGUUUCAUGGAGGAGCAUGUCUCAGACCCUGCUGCCUAUGGUAUCUACAUCGUGGACCGUCGGUUCAAAUCUGCUGAGGAGUCCUGCAAUCAGCUGACCCAGUUCAUGUUCAGUUUCUGCCAGCAGUCUCGACGUCAACGCAUCAUCCAGAGGAACCGAACCGAGAGGCUGUCAGACCUGCUGGACUGGAGAUACUUAGGAAGGUUCUACACACACGCCCGUCAUCUGGCACUUAGCAGAAGUUUCCCAGACAAAUACAAGAUGGACAACAAAGGCCCUCUAAAGACUGAGGGUUUCCGUUAUCCUCGGCCAGCUUCAGUGCCUCCGUCUCCCUCUGCCUCCCUCCAUUCCACCCCACACCACAGUGAUGAGGAGGAUGAUGAUGAUGAGCCAUACAAUGAAGAAGAGGAGGCAGAGAGGGACCGGUUGAACAUCAAGGCUCCUUUUAUGCUGGGAUCAGUGCCAGAAGGCAAGAAAAAGCAGCCAGGAGAGUCAGGGAAUUAAAAUAAAUAAUUUAAGUUCAGAAUCGUUCCUGGUUCCACCGACUGCCCAACACAUUCAAUAAACUUAGAGAUUAAAUAACAACUAUCAUUUUACUUCUUUCACACAAAUAACUUAGUUGUAUCAGUCAGGAUGCACAAACAAAAAGAUUCUGUUCAAAAUAUUUCAGGAAAUUAUUGGAUCUGUCUAAACUUUAUUUCAUAAACAUACACAAUGUCUUUGUUUUUUUUAUCAGGCAAAAGCUAUGAACUUCUGAAAUUUAAACCUCUCUUUGACUCUUGCUGUUUCUCUAUAGUUGGCUACAUCAAACAAACCUACAGACCCUACAGAACCAGAACCAAACAUGAAGGGGAGCAUUCAGUUUUCAUGUUCCUCUAAUCAGGAACUACCCUCCAGAAACACUAAGAUCCUUUAACUCAAGGAUAAAAACCCAAACGGCUCGGCUGCUUUUGACUGAUAAUACCUGGAACAUUGAUCCAUAUAUCUGAUGUACAUUUCAUGUCAACGAUCCUUGAUUUUGAUUAUGCUAUUUGGAAAAAUAUAAUGUUUGUUGGUUGUUUGCUGUUGCCAACAUAAUUAGUGUGUCAUGUUUUGAUCAUGUAAAGCAGUGGCCCCCAGGCCCCGUCCUCAGGGCUCACAGAGGACAUGUUUCAGAUGCGUCAUUCUCCAGCACAACUCAGUGUCCCCCUUUGCCUGCCUGUAAAAACCUGGUAAUCACCCAUUCAUUCAUGCCAGGUGUGCAGCAGCAGGUCGGUGCCCCAUCAGGUUCUCAGAGCUCUGAUGCAAACGACUUUGAACUGCAUUGCUGCUGAAAUGUGCUACGCAAAUAAACUUGACUUUUACACAUUCACUGUUAAUGGAUGCAGAUUGUAUGAAUGGGAAGUGGUUUUAUUUCAAACAUUUAAGUCAACCUCAGACCUAAAGUGCAAUAAUCCCCAAGUGUUUAUUAAAAUAUCAUUUUAAACACAGUGAGAUAAUUCAUAUUUACAAUGCAGCUUUUUAACAGUGUUGCACCAAACACAAAUACAAAAAUGAUGAAAUAUGAUGAUUAUUGUUGAUGUCAGAAGUAUUCUCUCUUCCACACUGGAAAAUACACCUCGUCUGGAGCUUCGUCAGCUAGGAGAAAAAAAAGAGACAAACAUUAUAUCAUAGAACAUGAAAAAGCCUCAGCCAGUUCUGGAGAACAGAACAGCGAAUAACUUAUGAAACAACGUCAGAAAACAAGC